GUUAGUUGAAGCUGCGGCAUGACGGAGAAGGCGGCGCCACCACAACAACAACCACCACCACCGUCGAAACCUCUGACACAUCAGGAAUGGGAAACCCUAAUGGAAGAGUUCCAGUGCGGUGCCUCUCUAUAUCAUCUGGUGGAUAUCCUUCUCUCCACUCUUCUCCGCAAGGAUUUCCCUCUCUCUCUCAAGCUCCAACUCCUCGUCUUCCUCCACGAAUUCUCCGAUUCGUUCUUCUCCGACCUUGACAAUGAACAUCACCAACAACUCGACCGUCUCAUCGACACUCUCCGAACCGUCGUUCACGCGCCUCUCGACGGCGUUCACAUCACUCCCGCAUUCAAGGAACAAUUCAUGGUUUCCGUUACGUCCAUUCUCAUAUGCCUAUCUGAAUCUGAAAACAAGGUUCAAACGGAGAGCUUGGUUGAAUUGCUGUUGACGGUUAUUAACCGCCCUAAUUUCGGGUCGGAUCGGCAAACCCGAUCCAUUGCUUGCGAAUGCCUAAGGGAAUUGGAGCGAUCCAAACCCGGUUUGCUUUCCGAUGUGGUUGGCCACCUCUGGAGUCUUUGCCAGAACGAACGAACACACGCUUCACAAUGCUACAUCUUGCUCUUCACCACAGUGAUCCACAACAUCGUGGAUCGGAAACUCAGUGUCUCCAUUCUCAACACCUCCGUUCCAAUGGUUCCUUUCAAUAUGCCGCAGUGGGUGAAUUCGGGUUCAAGUUCGGGUUCGGGUUUGAAUCAGAAGGAGUUGAGGAGGGCGUUGUCGUUCUUGCUUGAAUGGCCACAAGUGAUGACUCCUUGUGGGAUGAUGGAGUUUGUGUCUAUGAUAAUACCUGUGGCUGUAGCAUUGGAAUUGCAGCCAUCCAUGCUCAAGGUGCAGUUUUUUGGAAUGAUUCGUUCCUAUGACCCCAUCUUGUGCCAUGUUGUUUUGAUAAUGUAUUUGCAUUUCUUUGAUGCUUUUGAUGGUCAAGAGGGAGAGGUUUCCCGCAGGCUCUUGUUGAUUUCAAGAGAAUUGCAGCAUUAUUUGGUGUUUCGCUUGCUCGCUGUUCAUUGGUUGUUGGGUUUCAAUCAAUUGAUUUUCAGUAAAAAUGUUUUGAAGACUAAGCCUGUGAUGAUUGAAGCUUGCUCCACCUUUUAUCCAGCUUUGUUUGAUCCACUGGCUUUGAAAGCCUUGAAGCUUGACCUUCUUGCAUUUUGCUCGGUGUGUGUUCAUGCCUUGAGACUGAAAAGUAGUUCUGAUUCCCAUCAGGAGGAUGACUUCGUUAAUCCGGUGAAGCUGUUUGAAGACGGUCUCGUUUCUGUCUCGUCUUUCAAAUGGUUGCCUCCGGGGAGCACAGAGAUUGCCGUUGCUUUCCGUACCUUCCAUAAGUUUCUGAUUGCUGCAUCUUCUCAUUUAGACAAUGAUCCUUCUACUACAAGAAAUCUGUUGGACUCCACGAUAUUCCGCACUUUACAGGGGAUGCUUGUUAACAUUAUGUUGGAGAGUAGGAGACUGGUUCCUGUUGUUGUUGCUUUUGUCGACCGAUUACUCUCCUGUCAAAAGCAUUCUUGGUUGGGUGAGUGCUUACUUCAGAAAUUUGAUGAGCACUUGCUUCCAAAUGUGAGAAUGGAUUAUAAAAUGGUUUAUUGCUUCCCAAUAUUUGAUAGAAUUGCUGAAAAUCAGACAAUACCUCCGCGUGGAUUGUUAGAGCUCCUCACAAACUUCAUGAUUUUCCUAGUGGAGAAACAUGGCCCAGAUACAGGGAUGAAAUCUUGGUCCCAAGGAAGCAGAGCUCUUGGAAUUUGUCGAACGAUGUUGAUGCACCACCAUAGUUCUAGAUUGUUCCUCAGACUAUCUCGUCUACUUGCAUUUACUUGUCUCUAUUUUCCUGAUUUGGAAGUUCGCGAUAAUUCAAGGAUCUACUUGCGUAUGCUGGUCUGCAUUCCAGGAAAGAAACUCAGAGACACCCUGAAUCUGGGGAACAUGAUCCUUGGAAUUUCACCAUCUUCACACCCAACCUCUUUUUUCAAUGUUCAGUCACCUCGACCUUCUCAGAAAUUCAAGACAUUUAAAAACUUAUCAUCCUGCAUUCACCUUGAGCGGCUGAACCCAUUGCUUGUUAAACAGUUUUGGUCUUUGUCAUUUGCAAAUUUAGUUGUAAGUAACAGCAAGCCUGCUUAUCUGGAGGGCAUCAGGGACCUAGAAGUCCCUGUUGAGGAAAAGGAAUUUUCUGACAGGUCCAAUACACAAAUCAUUCCUGAAACUGGAAGAAUGAAUCAGCCUCAAGAGCUGCUCCGUGUUAUGGAUUCUAAAGUUGCAGGAAUAUUGAACACAUUGAGGAAGUACUUUUCUUGUAUUCCUGACUUCAGAUUUAUGCCAGGACUCAAAGUUAGAAUAUCAUGCAGUUUGAGGUUUGAAUCUAGUACUUUCAAUCGCAUGUUGGGAAUCGACAACACUGCCACAACGUUGGAAGAGAUAGAUGCUCUUCCUGCUAUAUAUGCUACUGUGUUAAAUUUCUCGUCUUCUGCACCAUAUGGACUGAUUCCAUCCUGUCAUAUACCUUUUCUUCUUGGUGAACCUCACAGUCAAAAUGUCUCCCUAAGUAUUGUUCCUGUUGGAAAAGAUUCCAAAGAAGAGGAAAAAUAUAGAGCUACUUUUGUAAUUGAUUUGGAGCCGAGGGAACCGACACCAGGUAUAGUUGAUGUUUACAUUGAAACAAAUGCAGAAAAUGGUCAGAUCAUCCAAGGUCAACUACAGGGAGUCACAGUGGGCAUAGAAGACAUGUUUCUCAAGGCGAUUGUCCCAUCAGACAUCCUAAACGAUGCAAUACCUCAAUACAACUUUGACUUGUUCACUGCGUUAUGGGAGGCAUGUGGCUCAUCCUCCAACAUUGGACGGGAGACCUUUCAAUUGAAAGGGGGCAAAGGGAUUGCUGCCAUCAGUGGAACUCAUUCUGUAAAGCUUCUUGAUGUCCCUGCAACCUCUUUGAUCCAGGCAACUGAGCGCUAUCUGGCACGCUUUGUUGUAGGUGUGAGUGGGGAGCCACUUAUUGAUGUUGUAUGGGAAGGAGGAAUCAUUCAGAAUGUCAUUUGGGAAGAUGCUUCCCCUGAUGCUACUUCGGUUACUAAUCUUAAUACUAGUCCACUCCGACUUACUUACAAUGAUGAAGAGUAUGAGAAGGGGGGUAGUAGCAAUAGCAGUAAAAGAAAUCUGGGCUGUUUUCUUGUUCUAAUAUUUCUUCCACCGCGGUUUCAUCUCCUUUUCCAAAUGGAAGUUGGUGAUCUUUCAACUUUAGUUCGUAUUCGUACAGAUCACUGGCCUAGCUUAGCCUACAUUGAUGAUUAUUUAGAAGCUCUUUAUCUGUCAUAAGAGCUUUCGUUUCUCCUAACAUUGAUGACUGCAUAAAGAUUAAUAAUCCACAAUCAGAUAGUGGCAAUGUAUGUCUUUUUUUCUUUUGCAGUAUAUAGUUUGUUCACGCUAAGUCUGAGCUGUACAAUAAGAACUCAUUUUUGCUUUCUAUGCAUUUUAAGAUAGAAACUUCUAAAAAAUUUAGAUUGUGUGCGUGUGUGUGUAUAUAUAUAGAUAGAUAGAUAUAGAUACAAGCAGUUUUAUAGCUUGACAGUGGUUUGGUUUUAAAGCUUUUUUGUCUAGUUCAGUAGUGUUAAUUUAGAGGCUUAUGGAUGGAACAAAUGCGAAUUUCCUACUACUACCAUUUCUUUCAAUCUAGCUCUUGAAGCUUGGCUGAAUUUGUAAUUUUUGAAUAAAUGAGUUUUCUAAAUUCAUGUUGUCAACCCCAGCUAGUGGAAAAGGCUUUUUUGUUGUUGUCCUAAAUCCCGCUGCUGGAUUAU
Gastrolobium bilobum is the source of this 3833-nucleotide messenger RNA. RefSeq lists its product as uncharacterized. Gene Ontology annotation, cellular component: AP-type membrane coat adaptor complex. Bases 19 to 3354 code for a protein of 1111 amino acids. The record is from RefSeq and is a predicted model, not a curated record. The transcript is spliced from 3 exons. Lineage: Eukaryota; Viridiplantae; Streptophyta; Magnoliopsida; Fabales; Fabaceae. Gene Ontology annotation, biological process: endosomal transport.